AUGACAAGUUCUGAAGAUAUACGUGUAGAGGAAUUAGAGAAAAGAUUAUUGAAUGGAUUUGUAAACAGUGAGGAGGAGGCUUAUAAAUUAUAUUGUGAUUAUGCCCAUGCAAUGGGAUUUAGUGUUCGAAAAGCAAAACAAUAUUAUUUCACAGGUUCUAGAAAAAUUAGAUCGAAAAAGUAUGUUUGUUGGAAGGAAGGAGUUAAGGAUGAAAAAGAGAGCAACCAUGGUAAUGCUUCACAUGAGAGGUUGAACAGUAGAACUGAUUGCAGUGCAAUGGUUUGGUUUACUAUUGAUAAAGAUGGUGUAUAUAGAGUGACAAAAUUUGUAAAGGAUCAUAAUCAUGAAAUGGCCAAACAUGAUGAAAGGCAUUUGCUUAGGUCUGCACGAUCUGUAUCUAAGGCUAGUGGAGGUGUUUUAGAGUCAAUGAUAAAUGCUAGAAUUCCACUCGUUAAUGCAUUUGAAUAUAUGGUUGAUGAAAGCGGCGGCAGAGAAAAUAUUGGCUUUAUUAAAAAGGAUGCUUAUAAUUAUGUCCAUGAGUUACGAGCAUCCAAAAUUGAAGCCGGUGACUGUCAAAGUUUACUUACUUAUUUUAAGAAUAAGACUAAUGAGGAUGGAUUUUUUUAUUGGGACUCUCAACUUGAUAAUGAAGGUCGAAUGGCAAAUUUUUUUUGGAGGGACAGUCGGUCGAAAAUAGAUUUCGAUUACUUUGGAGAUGUUGUUUCUUUUGAUACAACUUAUCGAACAAACAAGUAUAAUCUGAUAUGUGCUCCAUUCGUUGGUGUAAAUCAUCACUGGCAAACAAUAAUGUUCGGAUGCGCAUUCUUAUCCGGGGAGACAGAGAUAACGUUUGAGUGGUUAUUCAAGACCUUUUUAGAAUCAAUGGGAAAUAAACAACCAAAAACGAUAUUCACUAAUCAAGAUCAAGCAAUGUCUAAUGCAAUUAAGAAUGCCUUUCCUGAAUCACGUCAUCGCUUGUGUCAAUGGCAUAUAGCAAAGAAAACUCCUACAUAUUUGGGUGCUCUUAACUCAAGCCGCACUUUUCAAAAUUCUUUUCAUAGAUGUAUGUCAGAGUGUGAAACUGAAGAAGAGUUUGAAGUAACUUGGUGGAAGAUGAUAAAUGAACAUGAUGCACAAGAGCAUAGCUGGUUAAAAGAUUAUGUGUAG
This is a messenger RNA of Mercurialis annua (annual mercury), 1167 nucleotides long. Its product is annotated as protein FAR1-RELATED SEQUENCE 5-like. The record is from RefSeq and is a predicted model, not a curated record. The coding region runs from base 1 to 1167 and encodes 388 amino acids. Gene Ontology annotation, biological process: regulation of DNA-templated transcription. The transcript is spliced from 2 exons. NCBI's taxonomy places the organism in Eukaryota, Viridiplantae, Streptophyta, Magnoliopsida, Malpighiales, Euphorbiaceae.